This is a messenger RNA of Anoplopoma fimbria (sablefish), 2179 nucleotides long. RefSeq names its product transmembrane protein 9 (gene tmem9). Lineage: Eukaryota; Metazoa; Chordata; Actinopteri; Perciformes; Anoplopomatidae. The coding region runs from base 253 to 819 and encodes 188 amino acids. The transcript is spliced from 7 exons. Gene Ontology annotation, cellular component: lysosomal membrane. The record is from RefSeq and is a predicted model, not a curated record.
GAAAACACACAAAGGCAGGAAGUCAAGUGAUCUGAUACAAAAUGCAAGUAGGUGGCAGUGUCACUGCACGUUUCAUCGUAUGACGACAACCCGGAAGUCCAACAUUUCUUUAGGCAUCUUUCUUCUAAAAACAGCUGGCUGCUGCGUUGCUACAUCCUGAAUGCGUAGCAGAAACAAACACUCCAGCUACCAUUACAACCGCGCAGCAGGUGAUUCUGCAGCAGUGGAGCAAACCGUGUCUGCUGCAGGAAAAUGUGGUUUGUCCGGGGAGGAUCCUGGACAUUUGUCGUCCCCACAGUGGUGACCUUUCUGUUUCUGGAUGCUGUUGUUUUCGUGCAGGCGAAGAACUUUGAGGAUGUUCGCUGCAAGUGCAUCUGCCCGCCGUACAGAAACAUCACUGGCCACAUAUAUAACAGAAAUGUGUCUCAGAAGGAUUGUAAUUGCCUCCAUGUAGUGGAGCCCAUGCCGGUGCCUGGCCAUGACGUGGAAGCCUACUGCCUGUUGUGUGAGUGCAAGUACGAGGAACGGAGUAGCAACACCAUCAAGGUAACCAUCAUCAUUUACCUGUCUGUUGUGGGUGCGCUGCUGCUCUAUAUGCUGUUCCUGCUGCUGGUUGAUCCUCUUAUUCGCAAACACGAUGCCUACACCCAGCCACUGCACAAUGAGGAGGACUCUGAGGAGAUGCGUCCUCCGGUGGACAGUGCCCAGGCCAAAGCAAACACGGUGCUGGAGCGGGUUGAGGGAGCACAGCAGCGCUGGAAAAAGCAGGUCCAGGAACAGCGCAAGACAGUUUUUGACCGCCACAAGAUGCUUAGUUAAACCCCACAGCUGAUUUUAAAGAAGGAUUAGAAUAGGUAACUUAACUGGGCUCAGCGCUAUUACACUGUCACCAGCUGCACUAUUACUAACCUCUUUGUUAAUGCUGUGUACUGCACCCUCUGAAUAAGUAUUUCCUCACUAAGAAAACAUUUAAACACACUGAUCUAACAAGCAGAUGAUUUUUUUAUUUAUUAGAUGUGACAUUUUAGGCAAAAUUGCAGUCGUGAAAAAACGGCAUUGUUACGCACUGUAAACGGCUAUAAACCAUGUCAAUCAUUUCAGAAAUUUACAAUGCAACGGAUAUUUAAUGUCUUGAUAAAGUAAAAAAAAAAAAAAAUUCUCUAUUAAGCAAGACUGUGAAUAGUAUUUUAGCUUCCUCGUGAUAAUUUCUCUUGCUAAUUUGGUAUUUUGUUAAGCUGUUUUUCUUGUGGCAUAAUUUAUGAAGUUACUUCACUACAGGCCUUGUGAAUGUGAAUGGUCUGUUUAGCUAUUUGGGUAGAAAGAGUACUCUACCUAUGCUGUUUUCAAGCAUAGCACAUUUUCUAGUUUAGCACUUACAUUAAUUUAUUUAUGAUAAUUAAUAUUAUCAUUUAUUUGUCUCCCAUUGCUAUGCAUAAUUACCUGGGCAUAGUUAUGGCCAUUUGGAUUAAUGGAUUAUUUAUUUUUGGGUUUGUUAUUUUAAAGCUUUGACCUUGCUACAUUUAAGAGCCCCAACAAGCCCCAGUAUGUGCCUUUUUCUGUUUCUUUCCUUAUGCGGGUGAACGUGUAACAACAAAGUCCAGUGCAAAUCAUUGAUCCUAAAUGUCAGCUUAAAAAAUAUAACCGAUAGUAAGGUCUACCAGUUCAUUAGUUUAAGCAGUAUUGGUUAUUUAAUUAGUAUAAAUUCAAUCUUUUAUCUUGAAUGUACCUGUGGAAACUGAUUGGAAAAAGGCUUGUUCAUUUAGUUGAACAAGCCCAUGCAUUGAGGGAAAUGGAGAAGGGGCAUUUAACAAACUUUCAAACUUUCCUCAGUGUCAUCAAAUCUCUUCUAAUUGAGAAUGUCUAAAAUCAGUAAAGUUUCUGAUGAUGCGGUGAACUGUGGCAGAAUCAGGAUGCCUCUUGGCCCCUCAUGUACAUCAUUAUGUGUCAGUGAAUUCCUCGUUGCAUCUACUACUGAAGCUCCCAGUUGGGGAACUUUUAAUUUGUCAGUCAUGGUUUGUAUUAUUGUUGAGUUUUUUUUGAUUGAUUUGAUGUCAAUUUAAUUUAAUUUAAUUUAACUGGUAUCAGUUUUUUGUUAUUAUAUAUUUCUCCAGACUCACUGGAGUAUUUGACUGCUAAUGUUUAUACAUCCGGCUUGAUGUGAAAUAAAAAAAUAUAUAAA